AUGCUUAUUAUCUAUGAAUCGAUCUCUUUUCCUUUCUAUCUAUCUAUCUAUCGAUCCUCAUUCUUUUCCUUACAAUCUAUCUAUCUAUCUAUCUAUCUAUCUAUCUAUCUAUCUAUCUAUCCUAUCUAUCUAUCUCAUUCUUUUCCUAUCUAUCUAUCUAUCUAUCUAUCUAUCUUCUAUCUAUCUAUCUAUUUAUCUAUCUAUCUAUCCUUGUUUCUUUUAUUUCAUCUAUCUAUCUAUCUAUCUAUCUAUCAAUCUAUCUAUCUAUCUAUCUAUCCUCAUUCUUUUCUAUCUAUUAUCUAUCUAUCUAUUUAUCUAUCUAUCUAUCUAUCUUUGAUCAAUCUAUCUAUCUAUCUAUCUAUCUAUCUAUCUAUCUAUCUAUGUCGAUCUCAACAUGAUCGUAUUAAUCUAUUUGUCUCUUUGUCUAUCUCAGUAUGUUUUUAUCCAUCUCUCUCUCUCUCUCUCUAUCUUCUAUCUAUCUAUCCAUCUAUCUAUCUAUCUAUCUAUCUAUCUAUCUCAAGGCUGACAGCUGUCAGCGGACGAGUAGAGAGGGACCGCUCGUAUAAAUACUUUCUUUCUUUCCUGCGGGUUAAUUUCCACUUGCCACACCAUAAAAGCUGUUCGUGCGAGGCGGUCGGGCAUUAUAAAACCUCGUGUAAAGAUGAAAAGUCAAGUCUUGCUACCUUUCAAUUAUCACUAGUUGAUUGGAAAAUCCUCCAUCUGUCUUUGUCUGUUUAUCUCUCUCAUUCUCUCUCUCUCUCUCUCUCUCUCUCUAUCUAUCUAUCUAUCUAUCACAGGGUAGAAUUUUCUUGUGGCUACCUGCGUUGCAUUCAGAAGCAGGAAAGAAUUAUUUUUUCUUCUUUCCAAUUAUGCCAUAUACACCUCCGGAAAAUCAAGAAAGAAAUUGCCCUGUGGCUCUUCUAUAUAUGA
Molecule: messenger RNA, 930 nt
Organism: Acanthosepion pharaonis
Lineage: Eukaryota; Metazoa; Mollusca; Cephalopoda; Sepiida; Sepiidae
Source: the annotation of a GenBank genome assembly